Molecule: messenger RNA, 1205 nt
Organism: Anoplopoma fimbria (sablefish)
Lineage: Eukaryota; Metazoa; Chordata; Actinopteri; Perciformes; Anoplopomatidae
Gene: ppcs
Product: phosphopantothenoylcysteine synthetase
Exons: 4
Coding region: 83-1048 (321 amino acids)
Biological process (GO): coenzyme A biosynthetic process
Cellular component (GO): nucleus; cytoplasm
Molecular function (GO): phosphopantothenate--cysteine ligase activity
Source: RefSeq, a predicted model, not a curated record
AAGAAUUCAGCUCAGUGGAUUCAGGAAGUGCAGAAGUUGUUGUGAAGAAGGGGAUUGAGAAACAGCAUCGGAAUAUAAAGUGAUGGCUAAACCCAGAAUGUCUUCCAUUGACGGGAAGUUGGCUGAAGAAUUUGCCGUUCCCUCCCAUGUCGAUGAGGUCAAAGAGAAGAUGGCCGCUUUCGCCAGGCAUCAUGCGGCAGCAGGUCGCAGGGUGGUUCUCAUCACAUCAGGUGGAACCAAAGUGCCCCUCGAGUCCCGCACCGUCCGUUUCCUCGAUAACUUCAGCAGCGGCAGACGAGGAGCCUCCUCAGCAGAGUAUUUCAUAGACUCGGGCUACGCCGUCAUCUUCCUACACAGGCAUCGCUCCCUUUACCCCUACACACGGAUGUUCUCAAACGUAAACAUGCUGGACGCCCUGAACUUCAGCGGUGGAGAAGGAGCCUCCAGUAACUCUGGUGAAGUGGUGGUUAACCAGCAGGUGUUUCCCAACAUUGCCAAAGCUCUGAAGCAAUACCAGGAAGUGAAAGAAGGCAACCUCCUUCUGCCCAUUGAGUUCAGCACUUUGUCAGAGUAUCUGCAUCUACUGAAAGCAGCAGCACAGGCACUCAGCACAAUAGGAUCCAAGGCCAUGUUUUACUUGGCUGCAGCGGUGUCUGAUUUCUAUAUCCCAGCGUCAGAGAUGCCUGAACACAAAAUCCAGUCUUCCAAUGGACCUCUUCAACUCAGCUUGAACAUGGUCCCUAAGAUACUGUCCCCGCUGGUGAAGGACUGGGCACCUCAAGCUUUUGUCAUAUCCUUUAAGCUGGAGACAGAUGCAACCAUCCUGCUGGAUAAAGCUCGACGGGCUCUGGACACCUACAGGCACCAGGCGGUGGUGGCCAACGCGCUGGACUCUAGACGGGGCUACGUGGUGGUGGUGACCCCCGAAACUCAGGCUGAGCUGAUCAUCACAGACGAGGACGUGAAGAAUGAAGUGGAGAUCGAGGAGAGGAUAGUGAGCAACCUGACGUCGGCACACAACAAGUUCAUAACUCAACAGGGAGGUUGACAGAGAUCGUCCACGCUGCAUGUUUGAGUCAAUGGCGCGGCUGUACCUCGUUGUCUGUGCUCUUCCCACAUCCUGAGUUUGGCUUCGAGUCCUAAUUGCCUGUUCUGCUGUCUUACUGUAUAUGCUGUAAGGUUGCAUAACUUUAGUAAAAAUGAUA